GAUUCCAUCGUCUAUGUCAUUGAUAAAGAUCUUGAAGAGCAUCGGUCCCAAGACCCUGACUUUCCAGCCUGGCCUCUGCUCAGUUCUGUAACUACAGACCUGCGUAGCCAUUGCUGGACCUGAUCCUGAUGGGAAAAUGGACCUAUCUGCUAGACCCUAGACCUUUCUUGCUACCAUGAUGUUGUUUUGUGAGUGGACCCGACCAUCGUUUCUGUGUCUGCCCUGCUCCCCAGCUUGACAACUGUGGGACAGUUGCUGGCUGAUGAGGACUUGACCUCCUAUACUUGUGAUAUAUUCUUAUUAUUUUGCACCUCAGCUCUCAGGUCAUCUUCUGCUAAGGAACAGGCACAGCCCACACUGCUCCUUGAUGCUUAUUUUUCAUAGUGACUUACAGUGAGUGAUUGUUAGAAAAGAGAAGUACUUCGUUCUGUGAAAAUGUUGUCAUAUCCUAGCAGGAUUCUGCAUCAAAUGCUUCAGAGAAAAUAAAUAUUCUUCUUAACAGAUUUUUAUGAUGCAUUUGGCAAAGUAUUUAGCGUUUUACACAGAAAAAGGAGUUUGUAGAUACUCCAUGCUGCACAAUUAUACAUGCACAAUCAUACAAUACUCAAAGGGAAAAACUGGAUUGAGAUACAUCACCAUAACUCUAAAGAACAACAUUUCUUCAGAAAUUAGUAGCAUUAGAAUGAGAGAUUACCAUGCAUUUUUACAAUUCUACACAAUCCACAAUUCUGAUUCCAUAAACAGAGGAGAGAGACAAUUCUGGGAAAAGGUUCAUGUUGGAGAUUAGUAGUUUAAGAGGCAGCAGUUAACAGUUUAUAGGAUGUGGAGUAGCCUUCUCGGGGUUCCCCUGGCAAAGGAACCUCCUGAAACCCACUUGUGCCUUGGGAUCUGUCGCUGCGGUUCUGGCCGGGAUGACUCUGAAGCAGCUAACCUUGGUGAUUAAGAAUACACUUCUCUAGACAACACUCCCUACCUAGAUACACAGGUAAACAGUACUGGAUAUGCCAGUAAAAGACAAACUGCCGUUUAGUGCAAAUUUCAGAAUCUGGAGAGAGAAGCUGCAAGCCCUUCCAUAGCAGCUCACCAGAAAACAACAUUUUGCAAAGACAGUGACAUGUAGGGGGCAUAUGUGUGUCAUGCUCUGUAAUUCUUGACCAAAUCCAUAGGCAUUUUGUGCUUUUUAUGUUAUUUUCCAUAAUCCUGUAACAGCCAACAUGCAGGUCUAAAAGCCACUUGUGUCACUGUGAAAUUUCUAUUAAGUUUCUUGUGUAUGUUUGUAUUCUAUGCAAGUUCAGUUUAUUGUUGAGCAUCAGCUGUCAUGAAGACGUUAACUACAUUUCCAUCUUUAGGUAAGUUCAUUAUCAUUUUUUAAGUUUCCAUCCUUUAAGUUUAUUUUCACCUCUUUCCCCGGAAGAGGAGAAAUAGGGCUGAAAGAACGAUGGAGCAAGGGGUAUUGAAGGGACAUCUGUGUCAGAGAGGCACAGUCAUGUUUGGGGUAGACAAAUGGGUUAGUCAGCCUCUGACAUGUAAAAAGGUCUACUAGGGCAAAGGAAUGGAUAACAGUAAAGAACAUUAAAAAAAAAAAAAACUUUAGGUUGCAUUUCUAUGUUUAAAAAACAUGUCAGCCAGAAAAUCUUUGUUUUUGGAAAACUGAGCAGUUUGAUGAGUCCAAAACUUCAAUAAAGAUGAUAAAAAUCAGCCUGCUUUCAUUCCUUGAAACAGAAUGCAUUUCCCAACCACUCCUGGCAUGACACUGACUUGUGCCAGCUGUGAAAAUGGCCAAUGAUCAACAGGGGCCAGGUGCAGGAUCAGUGUCCCAGCAGCUGAUGAACCUCUGCAUCCAGGGCACUGUAUGUCACACAGGGUGAGAAGGCAACACAAAGAAAUACUGUGGCUGCAGAGAGAUGCAAAUAUAUCUGAAAAGCCAUUCUGUGAUUUAAAAUCUGGAUUAGGAUAGCAUUCAAGACACAUAUUUUCCAUGUCUCCUUCCAACCUAAUCAUUCUUUGCAUAUGUGCUAUCAAUUUCCAUUUUCUCAGUAGAAAAAUUAUUAUAUACUGCUAUUUAUCUUGUUGCUGCUCACAAAGUUGGACCUUCAUGUUGCUUUGAAAGAGUCCAGAACUGUAUAUUAGUCUUACAGUAGCUUGUGAACCCUUUCUACUUUUCUUGCCUUAGAAGUACUGGAUAAUGCUUGGUUCAAUCAUGGGUUUCAUCAAUUACUUCUCAGGUUUUCAGAUUCAGAAAUGAUUCAAAAUCUCCACAGUAAAUGUUUCUUAAAGCUGGUUUUAGUUUCAAAGCAGUUCCACUAAAAAUAAAUCUAAAGUGCUAAAGAGCAACAAGUGCAACAAUUCUGAAGCAAUUCUAACCAUAUCAUUCACAUGCUAUGUCAUCACUGCUGCACAACACAAAGGCCCUUGGCUGAUGAUGAGAUUGUCUGCAUAUUUUGUCUUUUGCUGGUUUCAGUGCUUCCCCUCUCCCUCUUUGCAUUUUUUACUCUUAAUUUCUUUGGCCUAAACAUUUCCAUCUCUUCUUCCAUACUGUAGAAUUAACAGAGUGAAAUGUGUGAACCCAAGAGACUGAAGUAAGUUCAAAACUAUGUUAGAGCACAAUUUAUUAUCUAUUCUCCUUUUCUUUCUAACUAUGGAAAAUUAUCCUAAUAUUUUAUUUGAAACUGUCAAUAAAUGCAGUGGCAUAAAUUUAUGUAACGAGUGUCAUAGAAACACUGAAAGACAUAGAUGUAAAGGGGCCUCUGGAAGUUUCUAGUGUAGUACAAGAUUACAAUAGGGUAAACUACCAAGAUGGAUCAGGUCACUCAGGAUCUUGCUGUAGUGCUUUAUCACUCUCACGGGAAGAAUUUUUAAUUUCUUUCCAACUAAAAUUUUUGCAACUUGUGACUGUAGUAUAUUUUACCCUAGAAGACUGAUAAUCCAACUGGAUUUUAAUGUAUAUUUUCUGUAUAGAAGCUGUAUGUUAUGGAUGAGUGUUAGAGCAGACCAUUUGAAAAAAAUACUUUUCAUGGACAUUAUUAUUUAUUAUUUAUUAUUUUUCUGCUCGAUUCCUUGAUGACCCCCCCCCCCCACACACACACUACUACUGCUUACUUUAAACGCUUGCCUCUCACACACUCCUGUGCUGGGGAUCACCCCCAAAUCCUAAUCAAUUAUUCUCAUUUCUCUCACUCUAGGUCAAGUCCAUCCCUUCAUCUACCUACCUCCAAGGAUAUUCGCUGAUCUAUGGGAUUAGUUGUAUCUGAGUGCUGACUUGAACUUCAGAAGCAGGUCUCUGUAUGAGGAAGGGUCUUCGCAUCCCCAAAUGAAUAGGUACCAGAGCAUGGGAGACUCCAUUUCAACAAAUGGAAGCAUCUUUUUGGAAAUGGUUGAUUUCAGCAGCUCUCAUUGCACAUUGUGGUCAUUCUCUAUUCCGCAGUACCUAAGAAAAUUCAGACUCUUUGAAAUAACAGAAACACUUGCUGUUCAGAAAACACAACCUUUUAGGGACUGGUUCUGCUUUGACUGGGAUUUCAGAUAGAGGAGGAAUGAGGCCUUUCAUUUCAGUCAGUUGGAGAAGAACAGCACAAACAACAUCACAGAUGUCCAUCUGGGAUGUUUACAAGCAGGGAAGUCAGAUUUCUUAUCAGUUUUGUCCUCAGAAUAUAAUGGAAAUAUUUGGGCUUUCUGCUUUUACCUAUCUAUGUUGCAUUACAUUUUGAAAGCCCAUAAUCUCUAAAACCAAUGGUAAAAAUCUACUUCCCUUUGGGAAUUGUGAAUCAGAGCUGAAAGUUUAUACCAAUCUUCUGUCUAUCUGGAAAAAAAAAAAAAAGAGCCAAGAAACCAAAACAGGCACUUGUCAAAAAAAACUUAUAUUCUGCACCAUGCAGAGAGAGGCAUCAAAGAAGCUAUUCUAGUGUUGCAGGUAUACAUGACUUUGUACUUCUGAGACUGGAUGCAGUUUGGAAAUGGAUUUCCAAAAUGUCUGCUAUGUAGAGAAAAAGUGAGGGGAAAAAUACAGAAGACCCAAGAUGAUUUAUUUGACACAGACAAACAAGGGAAAGUGGGAAGCACAAAGGAGUAUCAAGUUUCAUGUACCGAACAGCCACUAAGAGCUGAGAACUAUGCCACACACCAGUCCCUACAGCUGCCUGGAGUACAUGCUGCUUGUGCUCUGUAUCCUGAAGUCUACGGUCGCCUUCCCCAACUCCUCUCCGCUGCUGAAUCCCAGCUUGGGGAAUGGAGAUCACCUGAUGCACUUGUACACUUCCACAGAGAGGAACAGCUUCCAUCUCCAAAUCAGUGCUGAUGGCCACAUCAGUGGUGUUCCUCAUCAAACCAUUUACAGUGCCCUAAUGAUCAAAUCUGAGGGUGCUGGCUGUGUAAUAAUCACAGGUGUGAAGAGUGGACGCUACCUAUGCAUGGACAUGAAAGGAGACAUUUUUGGAUCGCGUUAUUUCAGUCAAGAGGACUGCGUGUUCAACCAAAGGACACUGGAAAAUGGAUAUGAUGUGUACCAAUCUCCCAAGCACAAUUUUCUAGUUAGCUUAGGCAGAAUUAAGCAAGUUUUCUUCCCUGGUAUGAAUCCACCACCAUACUCCCAAUUUUUGUCCAGGAGAAAUGAAAUCCCUUUGUUUCGAUUCAACACAGCUGAACCCCACAGAAACACUAGAAGUGCAGAUAUCGAUCCAAUGGAUCCUCACCAGAUCCUGGUCCCACAGAGAAAGGUCUCUGGAUUAGGGUCUCACCUGCAGCUGCAAAUGGAAUUUUCCCAUGUGCCCCGAGAACCCAUGAGAGUCAAUCAGAAUGAUGUGGUCAACCCAGAUGACCCACAUGCUAUGAUGGAUGCCAGGAGGUAUGCUAGUCCUCGCUUUCACAUUACAAGAUAACUGCAUCCACAUGCAAAUUGAUUAUGUGGGUGAAUAUAAUAGAUAAAAGUGCCUAAAACACUCAACCUGAUUUCUAACCCUCAAGGUGGCUGUUAGAAACUUGAAAGACAUUGGAAAAAAUCUUUUAUUUCAAAUGUUGUCCAUAUACAUGACAGUUUACUGAAAAAAAGUGUUGCACUCUGCUUUACUGGAAAGAAGGUCCAUUUUCAAAAAGAAUAAUAGAAACCAAAUAUUUUAGGGUCUGAAUUACCUUUAAUAUGCAUAAGUGAAAAGCAGAAUUCACUUGAAUGUAAUGAGGAACUAAUGUUAUGUUACUGAUGUAUCUGGGAGGAGACUUGAGCCCUGGAGCAUUUGAAACUCCAGCAGAGGCAGAGAAUUUUCUUACUAGCUCACUUGCAAGCACAGCAGACUAACUGACCAACAGUGUGUUAUAUUAUCAUAUAAAACUCACUAUAUAUAUAUUUUAGCUGUUGCGAUUGGAGCUUCAGUCUAUUUGAUGCCCAUAGGAGUCAAAAAGUGACCACUCUGGAGUCAAAAAAGCAGUGCACAUGGAAAAAUGGAGUAGCUGACAGGGAUCAAAUGGUCUUGUGUAGACAGUCAUUUCUGACACCUAUUGAAUCCAAGCUGAGGUUUGGAAAAAGAAAAGUUGAGUCUCACCAUUCUCUCAAGUCCUCCAUCACACCUCUCUACUCACCUAAUUAUAACACAAUAUGGAAAUAUAAUAUAGAAACAUUCAUUAGUUUUGCAUGUUUCUAACCCAAAUAGAAGUACCAGGAUUAGUAGUAUGCCAAAUAGGUUAGUUUAUUUUGCACAGUGCUGAAUUCUCCAAGAGAAAAAAAUCUCCCCAAAUUAUGCCUCAUAGGAAAUUAUUAAUGGCUAAUGCAGACUCUCAUCUAAUGAGUGAAAAAAUUAGGUGUGUAUUUAGAAAAGGAACAUCUAAGUUUGACAUCAAAGUUUUUAUCUAAUUCUGAGCAGAUAUCAGACACUUAAUGUCUGUAAGAGUGAAAUGACUUUAAUAUUAUCAGAUCUUUAAAUGCUGACAAAAUCUAGGCAUCUAGAUUGACAUAUGUCAUAAGUUAGUUACCAAAAUGUAACCUCCAUGUAUACAUUUGAAGUUUACCAAUCUUUAGCUAAAAUAUUUGCAGAGUAGAGUUGUAAUUGUAAUUUUAGUGAAAAAUUGUUACAUUCAGUUUAGCUUCACUGGUUUUAAUGGAGCAACGUAAGGGAUUCUGAAUAUUGUAUACAUACUUAGCAUUUUUUCUCCUUUAUUUCAUCUGCUUGUAGUCAUAUAUUCCUGGAACUUUAAAUAUGUGUGACUCUGAAAAAGUUCUUGAUGUACUCCAGCAGAAAUCAGUAGCAUCAGGAAUCAACAGCUGGAGAGAAUUCCAGCAUGGCAGAUACGUGAGAACAUCUUUGAAAUUUUGGUGUGUGUGCACUUUCGUUCAAGGUGCAGAUUCUUCCAUUUUGUUUAUUUAGCAUAUUUAACAGCCUGACAUGAGUCUGAAUAUGAUGUGUUUCAUCCGACCUUUUUCAUAGAAAUAACUCAUGAGAUGUCAGGCUAGAUUCUAGUCUUCCUCUUCCUACUAUUUAGUGAACUAAUUCACUGAAGCCACUGAAGUUGGAGUUGUAUUAUAAGAUCAAAAGUAAGGCCCACUGUGUUAUUUUAAUGGAAAUUUUCCAAGAUUCAGUGCACGGUCAGUCCUGCUGACAGCAUUUUAAAUAAUCUACACAUACGUAUAUAAACAUAUACACAUAAAAUAUCUUUUCAUCUACAACCUCCACGUAGUUACGUUAGAAUAACCAUUUGGUCUGAUUCUGCUGCUACAAAGGUUUUGCCACAUAGUGCAAUUCUUAAUUCGUAUAGGAUUAGGAUUGGAACAAGUAUUAUGUCUAACAAACUAUUAUUUAUUAUCAUCAUGUUUAUAAUUAGUUUUCAAAGGAAAGAAUUUAUUCUAAUGGAUCGGAGACUUGCAGGUCAGGGGGAUAGCUAUGUGUUUUCUUGCUUAUUCAAAAUACCACAAGAAUUUUUACCUUGUUGUCUAUACAGUGGGAAGACAUGAUUUUAUGUUCUAAUUUAAUAAUUUUACUUAACUCCUUUACCAUUGUUGGCUUUCUCUCCUUGAGAUCUUUCUACUGCAGUUACAUAAUUUUUUCUGUGCUCCACAGAGUUCUCUAGGAUGCAAAGUCAACAGGCAUACAACAGUUUGAAUCAUGAAAAGUUCUGUCUCAAUCCAUAUCAAGCUUUGAUGACAAAAAUCUAUGAGGUUAAAACGCUAUACUAUAUCUACAUACGUGCGUUAGAAGAAGGUAUGAAGUGUUGCUCAGAGAUUUAAUCCUUAUGCUUUGAGUGAAUGCACAGUAAAUUUUGCAUCAAAAACAUAUUUGUAAUUAUAAAGAACAUUAUCAAAGUGUCAAUUAUUUUUUCAAUGGAGAUGCUGGCCAUCACCAGCUAGAUAGAAAGCAUAAUUUUUUAAAUAUUGCAAUAUUUAUUUAUUUAUUUGAGUGGGUUUUAAGUCCCACAGAAUAUUUAUAAAUAUUUAUAACAUGAAUUGUGGUGACUAUUAUAGUGACUAUUAAAAUAAAAGUACCAAUAAAUAUUUCCUUCUCUAGAAAUGGUGGAUUUUGUGUUGCUCAUUUGGGCCCACUGUUCCAGAAUAACUUGCAUGAACAAGCAGUACUACUUGUGUUUGAUUAUGUGUGUCCUACUAUCCUCUGUGAUUCUCAGCUUUAAAAAUUGUGGAUUCCUGGCUGUUUCAUGCACCAAACCUAUGAAAACUGUGUGAAAGGUGAUGAGAAAAACAAAGCCUUAGUAGGUCUAAACAGACUUUGAAGAGAUUGUCACCUCUGCUGGGAUCUGCUUCUUCAACAAAAUAGCAACAGAAAGCUACUGGUCUAGCAGUUCAGUCUUGCUGAGAAACGUGAUUCUGGCUUCACAGUCUUAGGACUAGGCAAAUUACUGUUGCUACUAUCUUAUUACGGCUCAUAAAAAAUAUUCUAACUCCAUUUGUAUUGCUGUACUCAGGCUUUGUUUUGCAGCAGGCAUGUCAUGGAUUAAAUGAAUUGCUGUACAUUCUUUUCCCGCAAUGGUCCCCAGGCCCACAAAGACCUAACAGAUCUUCAAAAUGACAAAGUGCCUGUAGGCCUGACAAAUUAUUUCCUUGCAGUGCUCCCUCACCAUGGAUAAUCUACUGUGCUCUGUACUGUGCAGUCAGUGUUAGUGAUAGCCAUUAGUAGCAUCUUUCACAUCUUCCAUGGUUUCAAUACCAAGAGAAGCAUCAUAGUGUUUAGUGAGAACUACUGGUGAUAGGUGGACUGGAUGAUCUUGUAGGUCCUUUCCAACCUUGGCAAUUCUAUGAUAUUACUUACUAGGUACCACAGUACUGCUGCAUUUGGUGGUAUGAAGAUAGUGGGCUUCAGUGGGAGAGAGAUCAGGUAGGUGGAGUUCUCUCCCCUCUCCUCCAAGAUCCCUUUCUCCUCCCAUUGCUUUAACUUUAAAUCUACAGACUUAAAAGGAGAAAGAAGCACAAUAGAAAUAUGUGAUACAGAUUGAAGCACAUGCGAAACUUCAUAGGUGUCAAGGAAUUAUAAAAAAAAUCAGUUAUUAUCACUUUGUUUCCCACACAUUUAAAAUCUCAGUACUGACUUGGGGCCUUUUGAACUCACUCAAGCUGUGCACAGGAAAAUAAGAAGAAGCACAGAAGAAACAGAAAUGCCUGGAAUGUGUGGAUGACAACUUCUUGACACAGGGAAUGAGGGAACAGACUAGAGAAGGUGCCCUUCUUGACGAGUUGUUUGUUAACAUGGAAGGUCUGACUUCUUCAAUGACCAACUUGGAAGUAUCCUGUGGAUUAGAGCACUGGAAUGUAGGGGGGCUCAAGAGUUGGUUGACAUUCAAGCACCACUUCUUCCAAUCUCAUGUUUGGUGCAUCCCUAAGAGAAAGAAAUCAGGCAAAGCUGGCAGGAGACCUGCAUGGAUUAGCAAGGAACUCAUGAAAAAAUCUCAAAUGGAAGAAGAAAAUCUAGGAAAUGUGGAAAAGAGGUCUGGCCACUUGGGAUGAAUAUAGGAAUUUUGUCAGAGCAUACAGGGAUGUGACAAGGAAAGCUAAUGCCCACCUGGAAUUAAAUCUGGUGAGGGAGGUCAGGGACAACAUGAAAGGCUUCUUAAAGUAUGUCAAUAGCAAAAAGAAGACUAGGGAAAAUGCCAGUCCACAGCUGAAUGAGGUGGGUACCCUGGUAACAGGACACUGAGAAGGCGGAGCUAAUGAAUGCCUUUUUUGCUUCAGUCUUUUCUGUUAAGACUGACCCUUGAGAAUCCCAGACCCUGGAGACUAGAGAGAGAGUCUGGGGAAAGGAAGACUUCCCCUUGGUUGAGGAGGACCUGGUCAGAGAUCAUCUAGGUAAACUCAACAUGCACAAAUUCAUGGACCCAGCAGGAUGCAAACAUGACAGCUGAAGGAGCUGGCAGAAGUGACUUCUGAACCACAUUCUAUCUAAUCUAUGAAAGGUCAUGGAAAAUGGAAGAGGUGCCUGUGGACUGGACGAAAGCCAGUCAGCCUCACCUCCACCCCAGUAAAGGUGAUGGAGCAGUUUACUCUGAACAUCAUCUCCAAACUAUUGGAAGAAAAGAAGGAUAUCAGUAUGCCAACAGUUUACAGGCAGGUUCGGCCUGGUUCCAUGACUAAUGAGGU
Numida meleagris (helmeted guineafowl) is the source of this 9562-nucleotide messenger RNA. It is a transcript of the gene FGF23, whose product is annotated as fibroblast growth factor 23. Lineage: Eukaryota; Metazoa; Chordata; Aves; Galliformes; Numididae. Gene Ontology annotation, cellular component: cytoplasm. Gene Ontology annotation, biological process: positive regulation of cell population proliferation; positive regulation of gene expression; regulation of cell migration. The transcript has 4 exons. The record is from RefSeq and is a predicted model, not a curated record. Gene Ontology annotation, molecular function: growth factor activity; type 1 fibroblast growth factor receptor binding. Bases 4110 to 4874 code for a protein of 254 amino acids.